Molecule: messenger RNA, 1848 nt
Organism: Penicillium argentinense
Lineage: Eukaryota; Fungi; Ascomycota; Eurotiomycetes; Eurotiales; Aspergillaceae
Exons: 6
Coding region: 1-1848 (615 amino acids)
Source: RefSeq, a predicted model, not a curated record
AUGCUUAACCCUCACAACCCACCCAGCAAAGAUGCGCCGGCUCAGUGCGCCCCUCGCAUGUUUGUCCACGUCCGUCCUAUCGGAUACCUGCCUCCGUUCACCUCAGGGUAUUCCGGAGAUCCACGAGCCGAGCGCAGAUUGACCGCUGCCUCAUGCAAGAAUGGCAGCGGGCCGCGAAAGACGAUUGUUGGGUGGCACGCGAUGAUUGCCGCUGUAUAUACGUGGAGAUUUCGACUCCGACUGCUCCGCGCCUGCACGCCCGCACAUGGCCCUGUCUUCUCCACACCCACCCUCCUUUUCAUAACCCAAUCUACCCUAGGGUGCUCACACUCACCUCCUUCAUGGUGCACAGCGAGCGCGCUCGACCGCGAUUACAAUUCCGUGAUGGGCCCCUAUGUGCCCCCGGGACAGUCGCCGCCUUUCGAGGUCAUAGACGAUUUCCACCACGGUGCGUACAUAAUCAUCACAGCUGCGCUGGGACUGGUUGUUUCGCUCGUGUGCUUCUUGAUCCGACUCUAUGUUCGACUGAUGCUCAUUCCGCCCUUUGCGCGGGACGAUUUCGUUCUACUCGGUGCUACAAUUGUGGCUUGUCUACAGUCAGUACUGAUGUUCUACGCCUGUUCGCGCGGAUUCGGGACAUCGAUUAAUCUGCUGGACGAAGGUCGAUUGAUUACCAUCCAAGCAUUAAUUGCAACAAGCGAUAUCUUCGCACUGCUUAUUAUUUAUCUUUCGAAAUGCUGUGUGCUGGCCAUUUAUCUCCGACUUACGCCUCAGAAGACGCACAACAGAGCAACCUGGGCCACAUUGGCCAUCUGCACUGCUUGGUUCAUUCCAGCCGUUUUUAUUCUCCUGGUAAACUGUGAACUAAACAAGCCAUGGAGAAUCCAAGGUGCACAAUGUCGCAAUUUAUACCAACGCUGGCAAUUCAUUGCCUCCGUUGACGUAAUAACAGAACUCAUAAUCUUCCUCCUCGCCGUGACCCUCCUAAAAGGGCUCUUCAUGAACCUAAAGCGCAAACUUUCCAUCGGCUUCGCAUUCAUCUUUCGCUUCCCUCUAAUCGUCUUCACCCUCCUCCAUAUCUCAAAACUACGCUCCGCCCUCAACAACCCAGAUGUAACCCUCUCAGCCAUUGAACCCACCCUCUGGCUCCAAGUCGAAGUCCACUACGCCCUCGUCGCCUGCAGUGUCUUCUGCCUCCGUCCCUUCAUGGCAGCCGUCAGCACAAACUACGGAACAGCGGGCGACUCGACGCUGGAAAGCAGUGCAUCCCGAUCGCGCGGAACAAAGGGGAGUUCGAAAUCAGGUUCCAAUUCCGGCUCUGGCUCGAGCUCGAAUCCAACCUCUCGAUCUCGAUCUCUCUCGCGCGUCCAGAGAAAGCGGGCGGGUACAGCAGGUACAAAUUCAUGGCCGAAACUCACACCCGCGCCACGAUCGCCUUCGACGGAGAAACUGUGUUGUCAAGACACUCCGCACGGCACAACCGACGGAGGAAAGAGAAAACCCUCACCUGGACGCCCAGCGUCCCGCGAACCCAUCCGCCGCUCAAUGUUCCCCCUCGGCGCACCGAGUAUCCCGCCCGCACCAGCACCAAGGCUUAAAGGCAAAGAGGGCGGGAAGAAGAAACCGGGUCCAUCACUUCUAGACGCCGACCCCAACGCGAUCGAAAUGAUGCCGCCGCUACAGCGGCAAUCUGCCCGACCGCAGAGCGAGCAUUUCGAUGCGGACCCGGAGAGAAUGGUUAUUCGGAAGGAGGUUGGGUACUCGAUUCAGUAUGAGUAUGAUGAGGCGCGGAGGAGGGGAUUAGCGCCGUCGAAGAAAAAUUCGAAUGAUGCGAUGGCUUAUGUGUAG